Cucurbita pepo subsp. pepo (vegetable marrow) is the source of this 2456-nucleotide messenger RNA. NCBI's taxonomy places the organism in Eukaryota, Viridiplantae, Streptophyta, Magnoliopsida, Cucurbitales, Cucurbitaceae. The record is from RefSeq and is a predicted model, not a curated record.
CUCUGCGUGGGAGAGAGAGGGAGAGAGAUACAGAGAGAUACAGAGAGAUUCAGUCCUUCAAGAAGAAGAAGAAGAAGAAGAGAUGUCUGACCUAGACCGCCAAAUUGAGCAGUUGAAGAAUUGCGAGCCGCUCAAGGAGUUUGAAGUUAAAGCUCUUUGUCUAAAGGCCAUUGAAAUCCUCGUCGAAGAGAGCAAUGUUCAGAGGGUUGAUGCCCCUGUUACUAUAUGUGGAGACAUCCAUGGGCAGUUUUAUGAUUUGAUAGAGCUUUUUAAAGUAGGAGGCGAUUGUCCAAAGAGCAACUACUUAUUUCUUGGCGAUUUUGUUGACAGAGGAAUAUACUCAGUUGAGACAUUUCUACUAUUACUUGCUCUGAAGGUUAGAUAUCCAGACCGGAUAACUCUUAUUAGAGGGAACCAUGAAAGCCGUCAAAUCACACAGGUUUAUGGAUUUUAUGACGAGUGCCUUUGCAAAUAUGACUCUGUGAAUGUUUGGAAAUACUGUACUGAUGUUUUUGAUUACUUAAGUCUCUCGGCUCUUAUUGAAAACAAGAUAUUUAGUGUCCAUGGUGGUCUCUCUCCAGCCGUAACAACAUUAGAUCAGAUCAGAACAAUUGAUAGGAAACAAGAAGUACCUCACGAGGGUGCCAUGUGUGACCUUCUGUGGUCUGAUCCUGAAGACAUUGUAGAUGGCUGGGGUUUGAGUCCUCGAGGAGCUGGUUUCCUGUUUGGUGGCAGUGUAGUGACUUCAUUUAACCACACGAACAACAUCGAUUAUAUUUGUCGGGCUCAUCAGCUGGUAAUGGAAGGAUUUAAAUGGAUGUUUAAUAAUCAGAUAGUUACAGUCUGGUCAGCUCCUAAUUAUUGUUACAGAUGUGGUAAUGUAGCUGCUAUACUUCAACUGGAUGAAAACCUUAAUAAACAGUUUCGUGUCUUCGGUGCUGCUGAACAGGUUGAUGGUAUGAAUAUAGGCCUAACUCUGGGUUUAAAUCAACGAAACGGAACUCUUGGGCUGUCUCUUUCAGAAUGCGGAUGCAAUGUCGAACAUAUCUCCAUACACGUGCACGGUGGCGCAUCUUGGCUUUACCAAGGGUUGGUUGAUGCUUUUGAAGGGAAAAUAGAGUCAACAGUUGAAGAUAAUAUUUCCAAAAAAAUUGGAGAAGGGGUAGUAAAGCUCGACUCGUCGUUGGGGUCACUUCCACGAGAAAUCUCGCUAGCUCAUGUUGCGGUUCUAAACGUCACUUUUGUGGGGAGCCCUGUGUUGUCCUCUUCUUCCAUUGAAUUCAAAAUUGAUGGUUUAUUCAGCCCUUCUAAGAAGACAAUAGUUUCUAGCUAUAACCGAGGCGAUACCGAAGAUUCCAGCAAUGGAAUAUCUCGACGUGAAAAUAUUCUCGACUCAGCUUCUCGUGUUCCCUUUAUAUAUCUCCGUAAUGAAACUGAAGGUUCUGUCUGCAAUGCUUCAGCUAAGAUGCUUGAGAUCUCUCUACAUGAAAGUGUCCUCAACUCUGCAUCACAAGUUAUCUUUGAAGAGAAUUAUAUGCACUGGAUCGUGGACAAAAUUCCCGACCAGCACCUUUUGAACACUGCAGCAUGGAAAUGGAUUAUUCCUCUACUCUACAGGCAGUAUCCAGAUGACGAUAUUGUCCUGAAUAUCUCCGCCUCCUCUCCACCUUCCUUGAGACUGCGAGACCAAGAUAUCGCUGCCUCGAUUUACGUCGACAUGAUUAUCGAGGUUGUAAACAAUGAUGAAGUUAUACCGGUUGCUUGCAUUUCGUUGGAAGUUACUGCCUCUUUUUCUCCAGUAAUCUUGGAGAAGAAUUUGGUUGGUCAUGUAACCUUGGAAGAUCUUUCAUUGUCUUUGAAAUGGAGCAAGAUUGGUCGUAUUCAUCUUUAUCUAAUUGAGAGGACCCUUGUGGGGUUGAUCAAAACAGUCGUGGUACCGUUUGUCGACCUGUAUCUCUUAAAAGGAGUCCCGUUGCCAAGUUUUCAUGGAUUAGCCCUCGAGGACGUCGAAAUGGCUUUCAAUUCUUCAAGGAUCAUCAUGUGCAGCGAUGUUGCCUUAAGUGAAGGGUUUAGGCAGCUAAAAGCAUCGAUGUGACCGUCAUACACGGCUACUUACGUGUAAAUUUUCUCGUUCAUGUGAAUAGUUAGAAGCAGAAGAAAGUUGAAAGAGGAAACCCAUUUAUUUGUAAACACGUAAUAAAACUAUAGACCUGCCUCGACCCAACCCGACCCAUGCAUAUGUAAUUAGGUCAAAGAAGCUCGUGCCCCUUUCCAUCGUUCACGUCCCUACAACUAGAAAUUGAAUGGGGAAUGUUGAUAUUAGAAUGUAGAAUUUAUGCAUCAAUGAUGUUGACUAUGUCUAGGUAAAGGCAAGACACUCAUGCACGGCUGUCAGGGACAUUGCUAGUUUAAAGACUAUGAAACAUACAUAUGAUAAUUAUAUUUAAUUUCGUAGA